UGUUUGUUAAAUUAUAUGUAGGGACAGGGUCUUCCUACCUUUCCCGAGCUGGUCUCAAGCUCCUGGGCUGAAGUGAUCCUCCUGCCUCAGCCUCUCAAAGUGCUGGUAUUAUAGGUAUAAGCCACCACGCCCUGCCUAAUUUUUCUGAGUUGGAUUAUUUUACACUCCAGUCUGCUGUGAAUGAGAGUUCCAGUUUUUCCGUAUCCCAAUCAAUUUGUGAUUGCCUACAAAUGAUGUGCCAUGAUGAAAUUGUCCCUGGUGUCCGAGAGGAUCGCAAAGAAUUUCCCUUCCUUUCUCUCCUUUCUGCUCCCCUUGUACUGUCUACUUCUUAAACUGGCACUUGAUCCAGGAACAUAACGGGGCUGGACAGUGCAGACGGCACACAUGGCCUCAGUCUAUUGGAGCAUCUCAAAGGAAUGUGUCUGCAAAUUCUAGUGCAUCUAGACAGAGCACAGGAAGGAAGAGAGGUACAGACUCACGUAUGGCCCUGGGGCACCUGCCAUCCUCUCGCGCCCGUACAGCCCUUACCUGCCAGCCCUUACCUUACCCAGCUUGCGUUCUGGGCCUUCUCACGAGCACAUCGCUGGGACCUGGUCGACUUCAGGUAAGUUUAUUUCAUGGCUCCCUCCCACCUCCCUGCACAUGCCAUAUGUUCCUUCCCAGCCCCAUGUCACUUGAAAUGUUCUAUUAUGUCCAAGACUUCUCUCCUCAUCCUAAACCGCAGAAAAUAAGGAUAGAGAAGAGAAGGAGAAGAGAAGAAAGAGAGAUUCAUUGACAGGGAGGAUCAGAAGCUCCUGGGCACCCCAUACUGUAGAAUAAAAAUCUUCAUUGUGGUGUUUUUCUUGCAAAAUAUUCCCCUCUACAUAAUUAUGUUUCUACAUUAAUAAUAUAAAUUUAAAGAGGAGAAAUACUUUUUGAAGAGUCUGAGAAUCUUCAUAUAGCUCAGGCGGCCACGAAUUAGCUGUGUGACCCGGGGCAUGCCCCUUAGACUCUGAGCCUCAGCUUCUCUAUAUGUAAAAUGGGUUGAAGCCGCCCUUCCCCACCAGCACCCUGUGCACAGGGGAUGCCCAGCCCCAUUAUUUUCUGGACUCCGUGGCCAAGCGUGCUUAGGACACACAGCCACAUACUUCUGGGCAGUGUCAUCUGGUAACUCACUGUCAUGUCAGUGUGGUCAAGCAUUGUAGACCUCUGUGAACCAAAUAUGCCUCAGGCUGGGGUUGAGCACAGGAGAGGGAGGAGGGAAAGGUCACUGGGGCUGGGAGUGCCUACUUCCCUCUGUGAGUGUUACCCCAGUUCACCCAGUACCAUACCUUUCUCUCUCUGGACCCACUUCCUCUUGCUGCUGGCUCCUCCCCAUUGAAUGACAGCCAAGUUGCUUUGGUUUCUAUUUCUUUGUUAAGUCGUUCCUUCUGCAAAGGACUUCCUAGCGGGUGUGAAAGGCAGCGGUGGCCACAGAGGCAGUGGAGAGAUGGCCUUCAGCGGUUCCCAGGCUCCCUACCUGAGCCCAGCUGUCCCCUUUUCUGGGACUAUCCAAGGAGGUCUCCAGGAUGGACUUCAGAUCACUGUCAAUGGGACCGUUCUCAGCUCCAGUGGAACCCGGUUUGCUGUGAACUUUCAGACCGGCUUCAGUGGAAAUGACAUUGCCUUCCACUUCAACCCUCGCUUUGAAGACGGAGGGUACGUGGUGUGCAACACGAGGCAGAACAGCAGCUGGGGGCCCGAGGAGAGGAAGACGCACAUGCCCUUCCAGAAGGGUAUGCCCUUUGACCUCUGCUUCCUGGUGCAGAGCUCAGCUUUCAAGGUGAUGGUGAACGGGAGCCUCUUCGUGCAGUACUUCCACCGUGUGCCCUUCCACCGUGUGGACACCAUCUCCGUCAAUGGCUCUGUGCAGCUAUCCUACAUCAGCUUCCAGCCUCGUGGCGUGCGGCAUGCUAACCCGGCUCCCAUUACCCAGACAGUCAUCCACACGGUGCAGAGCGCCCCUGGACAGAUGUUCUCUACUCCUGCCAUCCCACCUAUGAUGUACCCCCACUCCGCCUAUCCGAUGCCUUUCAUCACCACCAUUCCGGGAGGGCUGUACCCAUCCAAGUCCAUCAUCCUGUCGGGCACUGUCCUGCCCAAUGCUCAGAGGUUCCACAUCAACCUGUGCUCUGGGAACCACAUCGCCUUCCAUCUGAACCCCCGUUUUGAUGAGAAUGCUGUGGUCCGCAACACCCAGAUCAACAACUCCUGGGGGUCUGAGGAGCGAAGUCUGCCCCGAAAAAUGCCCUUCAUCCGUGGCCAGAGCUUCUCGGUGUGGAUCUUGUGUGAAGCUCACUGCCUCAAGGUGGCCGUGGAUGGUCAGCACCUGUUUGAAUACUACCAUCGCCUGAGGAACCUGCCCACCAUCAACAAACUGGAAGUGGGGGGCGACAUCCAGCUGAUCCAUGUGCAGACAUAGGUGGCUCCCUGGCCCUGGGGCCGGGGGCUGGGGUGUGGGGCAGUCUGGGUCUUCUCAUCAUCCCCACUUCCCAGGUCCAGCCUUUCCAACCCUGCCUGGGAUCUGGGCUUUAAUGCAGAGGCCGUGUCCUUGUCUGGUCCUGCUUCUGGCUACAGCCACCCCGGAACGGAGAAGGUAGCUGACAGGGAUUGCCUUCCUCAGCCGCAGCAGCACCUGGGGCUCCAGCUGCUGGAAUCCUACCAUCCCAGGAGGCGGGCACAGCCAGGGAGAGGUGGGGAGUGGGCAGUGAAGAUGAAGCCCCAUGGUCAGUCCCCUCCCAUCCCCCACACAGCUCCACCCCAGUCCCAAGCCACCAGCUGUCUGCUCCUGGUGGGAGGUGGCCUCCUCAGCCCCUCCUCUCUGACCUUUAACCUCACUCUCACCUUGCACCCUGCACCAACCCUUCACCCCUCCUGGAAAGCUAGCCUGAUGGCAUUCCACUGGCCUCCACCGACUGACCAGAGCGUUCUCUUCAGGGGACUGGCUCCUUUCCCAGUGUCCUUAAAAUAAAGAAAUGAAAAUGCUUGUUGACACAUUCA
Nomascus leucogenys (northern white-cheeked gibbon) is the source of this 3018-nucleotide messenger RNA. RefSeq names its product galectin 9 (gene LGALS9). The record is from RefSeq and is a predicted model, not a curated record. Lineage: Eukaryota; Metazoa; Chordata; Mammalia; Primates; Hylobatidae. Gene Ontology annotation, biological process: positive regulation of gene expression; negative regulation of type II interferon production; negative regulation of CD4-positive, alpha-beta T cell proliferation. Gene Ontology annotation, molecular function: carbohydrate binding; galactoside binding. Gene Ontology annotation, cellular component: nucleus; cytosol.